Messenger RNA from Nicrophorus vespilloides, 1733 nucleotides. RefSeq names its product regulator of microtubule dynamics protein 3-like. The record is from RefSeq and is a predicted model, not a curated record. NCBI's taxonomy places the organism in Eukaryota, Metazoa, Arthropoda, Insecta, Coleoptera, Silphidae. Gene Ontology annotation, molecular function: microtubule binding. Gene Ontology annotation, cellular component: mitotic spindle pole; spindle microtubule; cytoplasm. The transcript is spliced from 6 exons. Bases 208 to 1392 code for a protein of 394 amino acids.
CAUUUUUGAUAUAAUGUAUAAUGAGCGUCAUUGAGAGGCCAAUGUAUCAAUUUCAGUUAGUGGUUGACCUCAACAGCAACAACGUUUUGACGAACUUCAAACGUCAAAUGGGAGACGACCAUGAGUCGUUGUUAAAGGGUUUCGAAUAUUUUGACUGAAAGGAUUUAACCUAAAAUUGCCUUUAAAUAGUAACAAAGCAGUGUGAAGAUGCCUUCUUCAAGUGGAAUCCAAAGUCCAUGGUUCAUGCUAGGUGCUGCAGUUGUGGGCCUUGUCAGUGCUGCUGGAAUGAUACUAGCAGAACAUUUAAAGCAGGAGCGGAAGCGCCACUCAAUGACCCAGGAGAUGGCACGGAUGGACAAAAAAAUAUCCAGUUUAAUAGGGCAAGUGGAAACCCUGCAACGUAGCCAAUUGGAGCAGAAAAUUUUAGGCAAACUUUAUAAAACUAGUAAAUAUAGUGUGUCUCUGUGUAACCACCUGAAGGGCCAAACUUUUGUGGUGGCAGUUUUUUUAAGAAAACUAUUAAAUUGUACAAAGCCAAAGGGUAAAAGGAGAAGGCACAUUUCCAUGCUUUCAACUACAACUACUGAUGACUAUGCAAGUGCUUUGGAAUUAGAUAGUUCUGACCUUGAAUUUUAUGAUAUAAGUGAUGAGGAAAAUUCAAAAGCUAGCACAAUUACCCCACUGGAUAAUGUACUGAAAGAAAUUGAUGAAAAAUUGGAUUCAGGCCAAAAGAUCUAUUUGGAAGAAGCUCAAAGCAAGCUUCAGAAUCUAUGCUACGAAUUUCCAGAAUGCCCAGAUCUUCUAUGGCGGAUAGGGAAAGGGAUGCACAAAUUAUGCUUACUAAACGAUAAUGUACAAGAGAAAAUGGAAAUCAUAAGCAAGGGUCUUGAUGCUUGUAAACAGGCUUAUAACUUGAGGAGCGAAUGUGGCGAUACGCAUAAGUGGAUUGCUAUAUUGACGGGCGCCAGGAGCGAACAUCAGGGUUUGCGGGACAAAAUCAGGGACAGUGUUGAGUUCAAGAAACACUUGGAUCUAGCAAUAAAACUGAAGCCAGAAGACGCGACUCUCUAUUACCUCUUAGGUAGGUAUAUGAUGGAAGUGGCAGCGCUGAAAUGGUACGAAAGGAAAGCUGUAGCAACUCUAUUCGAGGAGUUACCCACAGCCACCUACGAAGAGGCCAUUAUACAAUUGAGCAAAGCUGCUGAACUGAAUAAUAACUGGAAAGAAAACAAGUUGGCAUUGGCCAAGUGUCAUAUCGGCCUAGGUGAUUAUAGCACAGCCGUCAGUCUGCUGGAAGAUGCCGAUAAAAUCAAAGAUUCAGCUGCAACGACGGGUGACGAUGUCGAUGGGGAAGUGAAGAACCUUUUGACAAAGUACAGCUCCUAUCGGUAGAAUAGUUUCCAAGUGUGCGUGCGUUUUCAUUAAUUUUUUCGUCAUAGGGGAUGUAGUGUCGCUAUUUUUUAUACUCGAAACUUUUCUACCAUUCCUUUUUCACGUGAUGUAUAGGUUUUAUAAGCAUUUGAAAAUUAAAUAAUUUGCUGAAUUAGUCCAUUUAUCCAAAAAAAAAAAGAUUGUUUGCUGCACUUGUUAUAUUAUGGAAGCACGUAAUUUUAAAGUGUUUAUUUUUUUAAAUAUAAAUCUUAUUUGUGAACUAUUAUACAUGAAGUAGUAAUUGUGAGCUACAUCACUGAGUGUAUUUAUAUUGUUUUAGAAUAUAUGUGUACUGGGCAUAA